Molecule: messenger RNA, 1785 nt
Organism: Folsomia candida
Lineage: Eukaryota; Metazoa; Arthropoda; Collembola; Entomobryomorpha; Isotomidae
Exons: 3
Coding region: 30-1514 (494 amino acids)
Biological process (GO): triglyceride biosynthetic process
Cellular component (GO): plasma membrane
Molecular function (GO): long-chain-alcohol O-fatty-acyltransferase activity; diacylglycerol O-acyltransferase activity
Source: RefSeq, a predicted model, not a curated record
CGUACCAAGUGUAACUAAAUAUUUUAAAAAUGUCACAAAAAUUUAAAAUCUUUGUAAAAGAUAUUAUCUUAAUUUUAGCAUCGAUUUUCUUCUCCAUAUUCAUCCUCCCAUUUUUCCUCGUACUUUUUGUCUGUCCUCGUUACGUUUAUCGAAAAAUUGUCAUAUUUUUCGCCGCGCAUUUCAAGCCAUGGUUGUACACUCCCUUAAGUUUGAAUGACUGUAUCGUCGUCUGGGAUGACUACCACGGCCGACCUAGGAAUUCGUGUUGUGGCGUCUUUUACUUGAAGGGAAGACCUGCCUUUGCCGAUGUGGUGGGCAGAGUGGAAAAAUUGGUGGAAGGGCGUCCCGAACUCUCGUGUUCUUUAGCCCGCUGGAUGUCCGUGUACUUUUGGAAAAAAUGUGAAGAUUUCUCCCUCUCAAAUCAUUUCUCCCAAAAUGAUAUAUCCGACCCGGACAAAUUUUCGGAAUUUGCAGUAGGCCUUAUCGACCAAGGAUACCCGCCAGAAAAUCCUCUCUGGGAGCUAAUCUACUUCCCAAACUACGCACAUUCCGAGUACGGCACCAUGUCCGCCAUCUUGCUCAGAUUUCAUCACACUCUCGGCGAUGCUAUCGCGUACAUGGCGCUAAUGCGCGAUUUGUGCGAUCAAAAUCCCACAGUGGACGAGGAAAUGGACAAAAUUUUAAAAACAUUACGAGUCAGAUUUUCGCUUUCUCCAUGGCAGAAAUUGUGUUACGUGACCAAACUAAUUUUUGUCACGCCGAGCCAAGCCGUGUACUAUUAUCUGAAAGGGAUCACUUCUCAAAUGAUACCGAUGCCGAGAAGCAAGACGAAAUACACGGCGUCCAUCCCUGGUGUGACACAUGUCUCGACAUUGCUGGAUAUUUCGGUGUUGAAAAGCAUCUCGAAAAAGACUGGGGUCAAGGUGACCUCGAUUAUUCAUGCCGGCGUGACGGGUGCGAUGCGAAGGAUGAUACUGGAAAGGGGGGGCCGAGCAGAUGGGGAUUUAUCCACGAUUUACGUCCUCCCCAAGACGAACCAUCCAGGAUCAAUGACGAACAAUUCUUUUGGGAUGCCGCUAAUUUCCCCGAUGACCCCAGAACCAUCCCAGGCUGCCCGACUUGCCAGAAUUUCCAAACAAUUCGACCACCUCCUAGUUUCCCCCCUCUUUCUCGGUAUGAUGAGUUUGGCUGACUUGACAGGCUUGAUCAACGACACCUUCGGCCUGACGACCUGGCCAUGGCCGCCGGUCGCGAGUUUCAUCCAUUCCAACUUCGCAUUUGUCGGGGAGCCGAUGAAGCUGUUUGGUCACGUGGCAGAAAUUGGAAUUAUUUACUCGGGUUUGCAAGCUGGCGGGCAGCACCUCUGUCUCGCGACGACAAGUUACAAUGGGAAACUUGGUAUUCAACUGACUGGAAGUAGGGCCAUCUUUCCCGAGAGGGCUGAUUUACGCAAGAUUUCAGACUAUAUAAGGGAAGAAUUUGAAAUUUUGGGAAACCAUGGGGACGAGGUGUAAGGUGGGAUCCUUGGAAUGGGACAAUUGAACAAAAUGCUCAAGAUAAAUUAGUUAAUUGCAUGUAUUUAAUUAAAUAUUUGAACUUUUCUGCUAUAUGUAUUUAAUUAAGAAUUGGUAUUUGAACUUUUAAGUCCAAUAUUCAUGCAAAUAUGAAAAAACGAAUAUGUAUACUACAAAAAUUUUGAAACAAGUCAGUUACAGCAUCAUUGCAUUUUGCUUUAUAAUUAUUUCAGAUCAGUUUUAUCAAUAAAAUUUACAAUUUAAAAUUUAA